Messenger RNA from Pelodiscus sinensis (Chinese soft-shelled turtle), 5965 nucleotides. NCBI's taxonomy places the organism in Eukaryota, Metazoa, Chordata, Testudines, Trionychidae. The record is from RefSeq and is a predicted model, not a curated record.
ACCCGCCAAUCAGGAAAUAAGGCUGCAUCACAUGCCCCAGCGCUGACAGUUAGGCAGCCAGCGAAUGUAGCUGAACUGUGAAGGGAGUCGCUCCGGAGCUGUAUCUACACUGGGCAUCUUUGCUCGGGCCCCAGCCCCAGUGGAUGGAAAUCGCGCGCAAGAGGAAGCGAAGCCCGGCCUGGCGCGAGGAGGCUGGGGUCCUCUGAGGUGGGCUGCUGGGACGCGCUCGCUCCACCUUUGGGAAAGAUGUUUUCGAGAAAGAAACGCGAGUUGAUGAAAACUCCCUCGAUAUCUAAGAAGAGCAGGGCAGGAAGCCCCGUACCGCAAACCCCGUCGGAGCUGCCACGGAAGGAGUGCCUGGAGGCGCCGAGUUCCAGCCUGGCGGAGCUGUCCGUGUCCAGUCCCAAGCUGAGCAGCAGCCCCAGCGCCGUGGGCACCCUCAAGCGCCCCACCAGCCUGAGCCGGCACGCCAGCGCGGCGGGUUUCCCUCUGGCCCCUGCGGGCCCCCGGGGCCUGGCCAAGGGGCAGAAGACCCCCAUCUCCUACAGCCCCGUCGACAGCGGCGAGGGGACCUUCAUGGACGGGGAGGACAUCUCGCAGCUCCUGAGCGACGUGGCCCGCUUCGCCGAGGGGCUGGGGAAGCUCCCUCACUGCAACUUGAGACCAGUGCUCCUCUCCCAGCAGCGGCCACUGGCCCACGAGUGCCUCGGGGAAGCCCUGCGUGUCCUCCGGCAGCUCAUCAUCAAGUACCCGCUGCUCAACACCUUGGAGACCUUGACCGCCGCAGGAACCCUAAUCACCAGGGUCAAAGGUUUCCACUAUGAGUCCAACAACGAGAUGGACAAGCGGGAGUUCGAGAAGGCGCUGGAGAUCAUCGCCGUCUCUUUCAGCAGCACCGUCUCCGAGUUCCUCAUGGGAGAGGUGGACAGCAGCACCCUGCUCUCGAUACCUCCCAGCGAGCAGAACCAGUCUAUGGAGAACCUCUACGGGGGGAUGCCUGGGCAGGGCGCAGACAGCCUGCCCCCAGGCAUGGGUAGCUGUGAUUCAGUCCGCCAGUCGGCAGAGGAGGUGGACAUCAUGCUGCAGCGGUGUGAGGGCGGGGUGGAAGCUGCCCUCCACUACGCCAAAAACAUCUCCAAGUACAUGAAGGACCUCUUCGGCUACCUGGAGAAGAGAACCUUUCUGGAGAUGGAAUAUGCCAAAGGGCUGCAGAAGAUGGUGAACAGCUGUAAGCAGACAAUCACUCAGGAGCCCCACAUGCCGUUCCUGUCGAUCUACUCGCUGGCUCUGGAGCAGGAUGUGGACUAUGGAAUUACAAUCCUGCAAACCGCGGCCGCCUUGCAGAAUCAUACCUUCCUGCAGCCGCUGGCGAUGAGACGCCUUGAACAUGAAAAGCGAAGGAAGGAGAUUAAGGAGCAGUGGCACCGGGCACAGAGGAAGCUGCAAGAGGCGGAGACCAACCUGCGCAAGGCCAAGCAGCUGUACAUGCAGCGCUGUGAAGAGCACGAGAAGGCCAAGUAUGUCACCGUGAAGGCGGAAGAGGAACAGCAGAGCACCAGCAGCACCACCACCACCAAGACCCUGGACAAGAAGAGGCGGCUGGAGGAGGAGGCCAGGAAUAAGGCAGAUGAGUCGAUGGCCACGUACCGCACCUGCAUCGCGGACGCCAACACCCAGAAGCAGGAGCUGGAGGACACCAAGGUCAACGUCCUGCGGCAGAUCCACGAGGUGAUCAGGCAGAGCGACCAGACCCUCAAGUCGGCCACAAUCUCCUUCUACCAGAUCAUGUACACCCAGACGGCCCCCCUGCCGGUGCACUUCCAGACGCUGUGCGAGAGCAGCAAGCUGUACGACCCCGGGCAGCAGUACGCCUCCCACGUCAGGCAGCUGCAGCGGGGGGACGAACCCGAGACCCAGUACGACUUUGAACCCUACGUGUCGCAGAACCCCUGGUCCCCCUUCACCCGGCCCCGGAAAGGCAGCUUCAACGCCAACGAGUUCAGUAGCUCCGACGGGGCCACGCCCCCCAAAGACGGAGGCAGCUCCGAGGGAGGGGCAGCGGCGCGGGAGGCGCAAAGCGGGAGGGGGCACCAGACCCAUAAGUCUUGGCCGACAUCCAUGAUCGAAACAGAGGGCAGCCUGGAUCCCGCCUCAGGUACGUUUAGCCAGAAGUUCCAGCGGCUUUCCUCCAACGGCACGGUGUCCUCGAAUGAAGAGCUAAGCGAGAAGGAUGCCAAUGCGGCCUCGUUUGAACAAAGCAUCAAUGGGAUAGCCCCAGAAAUGACGGCUCAGACGGGCCCGUUCCGGAACGUGGGUUUAUCCAAGGCCGCCCAGACCCAUCGGCUGAGAAAGCUUCGCACCCCUUCGAAAUGCCGGGAAUGCAACAGCUACGUUUACUUCCAGGGAGCGGAGUGCGAGGAGUGCCAUUUAGCCUGCCACAGAAAAUGUCUGGAGACCUUGGCUAUCCAAUGUGGCCACAAGAAACUCCAAGGGAAGCUGCAGCUCUUUGGCCGGGAUUUCUCCCAGAUGUCCCAGAACAGCUCGGACGGCAUUCCCUUCCUUAUCAAGAAGUGCAUCUGUGAGAUUGAGAAGCGGGCUUUGAAAACCAAGGGCAUCUACCGGGUUAACGGCGUGAAGACGCGUGUGGAGAAACUCUGCCAGGCGUUUGAGAACGGGAAGGAGCUGGUGGAGCUGUCUCAGGCCUCCCCUCACGAUAUCAGCAACGUCUUGAAGCUCUACCUGCGCCAGCUGCCAGAACCCAUCAUGCCCUUCCGGCUGUACAACGCACUCAUGGGCCUGGCCAAGGAAAGCCUGCAAGGCGCGGGCGACAGCAAGCCCAAGUCCGGGAAGGGAGGCCCCGAGCUGGUGGACAAGGGAGCCGAGACGGACAAGACGGUGGUGACGCUGGUGACCAAGCUGAGGGAGCUGCUGAAGGAGCUUCCGCCGGAGAACCUGGCCACGCUGCAGUACAUCGUGCAGCAUCUGAGACGGAUCGUGGAGGUAGAACAGGACAACAAAAUGACCUCGAGCAACCUGGGCAUCGUCUUCGGGCCAACGCUGAUGCGCCCCCGGCCCACCGAGGCCACCAUCUCCCUGUCCUCGCUGGUCGACUACCCGCACCAGGCCCGCAUCACCGAGGCGCUCAUCAUCUUCUAUGCCACCAUCUUCGAGAACAAGGCAGCCGCGCUGCUGGCGGGCCUGACCGAAGACGCGGAGGAUGCCGAGGAGAAGGCCAGAAGCUCUAGCCAGGACAGCGAGCCCACGGCUCCACACUGCAACAUCCCGCACCUCGAGGUGUCCUUGGAGCAGGGGGAGCUGGACAGCAACACUGACCCAUACACAGGCUCUGGCGAUCACUCUUUAGAUUCUGACUCGGAGCUGGAGGAGGGGCCGGAGCUGCCGGCUAUCCACGAGGAAGCCUCAAGGCAGCAGCUGGCAAAGCAGGAGAGCGAGACGAGCACGGACGAGGCUCAGUUCUGCGACGACGCGAGCGAGGGGCAGCUGAGCAGGACUUGCAGCGUGGGCCAGUCGGAUGCAGAGGCCUCCCUCCAGCACAGCCCGGCAGGGGAGGAGGAGCAGAGCGACCCGGAGGAGGAGCCCGUCUCGGAGAGGGACGGACAGGCGAGCCGGCCCCUUUCUGACUGUAACACGAACCAGUCCAACAACGCGCUGCUGGCCGAGCGCUGUCGGGAGCACCGGCUGCUGCCCACCACGCGGCUACGGGACGGCACGAUACUGGUGAGGUCAGCCAGCGAGCGGCAGCCCAGGUUCGUCUAGGCUGCCUCCCAGAGGCUAUGCAAUGGACAGGGGGCAGGGCGGCUGACCUAAGAGGCUGGUCACAGGCAGCUAAGCACAGAGCCAGGCUGGGCAUGUUCGGGGACGGUUCUAGCGCAAUGAAGAAGGGUUUCGUAUGCUGGCUGCAGACAGUAGAGUCACCUUUACCUAGUGCCUGGAGCUCCCAUACCAACCCCUCGGCCAGGACACUCCCAUCAGUCUGACAAGCUGCCUUUCCAGCUCCAGUGCCUCGGCUCGGUCGCAGCUCGAGCCACCAAGCGUACCCCUUCGAAAGGUGGCUGUCCCCUUAUCCUGCUGGACUGGGAAGGGAUCCAGGCCCUGCUGCCAGAGGGUUUACGUUCGCCUUCACCGAAACAGCUCGCCAGGAGCAGAGAUGCAGACAGCGAGGAGUCCAGUGCGCUGCUGUGAUGACCGAAAACUCCAGCUGCUGGGGCUAGGAGGGACCCCACACAGAUGUGCUUCCACAUGUUUUAAGAAAGCUCCAUCUACUUCCCCCUCCAGCCUCAGCAUCCCAGGAGGCAGAGGGAAUCUCUUACCCUGGCGCAGAGUGUGGGGCCCCACGCCGCUUUGUGCCGUGGAGAGGCGCAGGCUCGGGGGUGGCAGAGGACAGACGGGAUGCCCCAGCAGUGGGCCGUCUCCUCCCACAAGCUCCCAGCGCGGGCGCCCAGCACCGCCAGCCCGUCGGCAGGGAAGGGAUAACGCUUCUGGAUGCUGCUGCGUAUCGAGGCUGCGCACGCCUGCGUGAUGCCCACACACACACGGCAUCAAACAUGCCAACUGCAGCGACAGGUCACUUAACUAGUGGCCUGCCCUUCCAAGCCCCAUGGGGAAGUUUGUAGAACUGUUCUUGCAGAUGGUCGUUUUCCGCUUGGCAAGAUCGUAAACGAUGCUGCAUGAGAGCUGCCAGCUGUGGACUUGCUGCUGUGAAUGAACGCGGAGGGCGGCAGGCCUGCUCUCUUGUGCCUUGCGUCCGGCUCCUACAGGCAGCCAGUUCCCUUGCGUGGGUGCGGAGCACUCGCAGGAGCCUCAGCCUCUCUGAACGUGCCUGCCUUGUGGGCAGUGACAUGCCCUCUGCCCCGGUUCACAGGCCAGGACUUGUCUGAAGUGGUAGCUAGCUCUUUAGGUGACCGGUCAGCACGCGCCCGACACUUGCUGGGCAAAGGAGCUCAAGGGUUAAACAGAACCAGAUGCGAUGGUCUUUAGGGAAUGCAGGCGCCCACAUCGCUGCGGUAGGAGACUGAACGUGCAAACAGAGUUUAUAACCAACUGCCUGAAAAUCACUUCCUCUUAUUCCCACGCCAGCCUGUCCUCAGGCUUCCAUGUUCCUCUUGCGACGGUUGCUAAGCCCUGGAAGUGAGCAGGGUAGGAGACUGAACGACACCAGCUCCCCAGCUGCGUCAACUCCCCUGUGCUGGGGGCUCACCUGAACCAGGCGGGGCAACUCCCACCCGCUGUGUGCGUGGGACUCCCAGAUUCAGAGACCUGCAGGCAGCUGUGCUCAGUCCCUGCUUUGCCAGCCCACCUGUCACGUUAUGUGUACAGCCUGAGCCGGGUGCUGGGGCUCUGUGUGUAACACUGCCCCACCCCAGAGUAAGCCCCUCAUCCCCCUGCAGAGCAGGUGGACCCGGGAGCUACGUCCCAGGCCUGCUGCGAGGGCUACUCGAUUCAGCCGAAAACCAAGUCAGGAUUCAGCUUUCUGCAUUUUGUCCUCAAAGCGGCUCCCCCCCCCCCGGGGCCCCCCCCCAUCUCCCACUGUCACUUGUGCACACGUGGGCAGGUGCACAAAGCCAAAGGGCAAGUUCUAGCUUCCCUGGACUCACGCUCCCGUGGAACAUUGCUCCCCAGUGGCAGGCUGCAUUCCCUAAGCCAGCCGAUCCCCUGAGAACAGGCGGCAUCCAAGGCGAUUCAAAACCACAGCUAGGGCCUGAGCUGUUCCUGGCAGUCCCACUUCCUCAGCAACUUACCAAGUUCCGUGGCAGGGACAAAACCAUGUGCCCCGUUCAUGGCUUCUCCACUAGAGGUCACUACACGCAACUCGUGGACUCCGCAGACAGCCUGGAGCAAGAGAACUUGACACACUCAACCCAUUCGGGCUCCACCAGCGUUCCAGGCCAAGAUCCCUCCACUGACGGCCCUGGGAGGUGUCUAAACAGUCUGCAGCUCAGUCCCU